This is a messenger RNA of Fusarium oxysporum Fo47, 1966 nucleotides long. RefSeq names its product fungal specific transcription factor domain-containing protein. The transcript has 3 exons. Bases 1 to 1527 code for a protein of 508 amino acids. Gene Ontology annotation, cellular component: nucleus. Lineage: Eukaryota; Fungi; Ascomycota; Sordariomycetes; Hypocreales; Nectriaceae. The record is from RefSeq and is a predicted model, not a curated record. Gene Ontology annotation, molecular function: DNA-binding transcription factor activity, RNA polymerase II-specific; DNA binding; zinc ion binding. Gene Ontology annotation, biological process: regulation of DNA-templated transcription; DNA-templated transcription.
AUGAAACCCCCCAAAGCGUGCCACGAGUGCCGGAGAACUAAGCGGAGAUGUACACGCCGAAGCGGCCAAGUAGGAGACUCGUGCGAUCAGUGCCAAAUUAAGAGUCUCAAGUGCACAGCUUCCUUGGCCAAUGUCCCGGCCCGAACCCAUGCCCUGCUGCCAAACCCAAGUCCCACGCGGCAUCAAGACACUUCGAUCGACGUUCCUGUUGACGUCGCUAUUCGUCUUGUUGAUUACUACCUCACCAAACUUCACAAUCGACCUCAUAGCUUGUUCCACCCAGCUACCCUGAAGAAACAGGUACAAAAUGGCUCAGUCAAUAAAGCUCUACUGCUCUCUAUCUGCAGUAUGGGUGCCAGAUUCGACGCAGAUGAUGAUGUUCGCUCUCUAGAAAGCACAUAUAAUAAUGAGUCUAAGCGCUUACUUCUGGCUGAUUUGGAAAAUAUCUGUAUCGAGAAUGUGCAGACAUGUAUUUUGAUCGCUAAUCUCUAUGCUGCCCAUCUCAACCCCUCCUCUGAAGCCCUAUUCUUUCGUAUCGGUGUCAACCUGCUACAAAUCAUGGAAGCCGGCACUGGUUCGGCGGCCAGCACAUUGAUAGAUCGCGAGAUAAGGAUACGGGCUUGGUGGACGCUCUACAUGGCUGAUCGCUGGUCAUCCUCCAGUCUUGGGCUGGCUCCUCAGAUCCGAGACACCGAUCUUGCUGUUGAUCUUCCAAUGCACGAGCCUAUUUUCGAGUCUCUGUCUCCAGACGAGACAAAGCUGAAUCUCCCGUGGCAGCCAGGACUUUGGGCGCACAAGAUCUCGUUAGUUCGCCUCUUUGGACCGAUCAAGGAUCUCAACUAUCGCAGUGUCUACGGAAACAUUGACGAUGAGGAAAUCCAUUCGAAUGUUGCGUCCCUCUCCAAACUGCUAGAUGACUGGGAAUGGACUAUUCCACCGAACGUCAGGCUGAGUACAGAGAAUCUUGAGCGGUUCAUCAAAGCAGGUCAUGGGGGCGCCUUUAUCGCUCUCCACUUGGGCUAUCACCACUACGCCACGCUGCUAUACUUUCGAUUCCUCGAGCCCGCGGCAUCAUCAUCACCUCUGGCGGCGAUGUAUCGAGCGAAGUGCAAGUUCCAUGCUUCUUCAUACAGCGAUCUUCUGAAACUCGCUCGGCAGAAGGAAAAUUGCGAAGUCAUCUACCCGACUGUUGGCCAUAUGGCAGUAGUAUCAUCAUCGGUCCUACUCCAUACGCUUUUGUUCAGUGUGGAUGAAGAUGUUAAACCUGCUCGAGAUGCCCUCAAGUCGAACUUUGAGGCGAUCCUUGAACUGAGACGGUACUGGCCAAAUACUGAAUCCAUGUACUCACUUCCUUUGGGCGAGAAGGAAGUUGCACCAGUGACGUCGGGCAUGGAUCUUGACAUGGAUAGUUUUUCAGCUCGUACUCAAGCGGUGACUGAACAGGGGAGGUACACUGCAUUUAAUAUUGAUGACUUGAUUUUAGAUGACAUGCAAAUGUAUUCUAUGGAAGAAAAUACCAGCAAUUAAGAGAUAAAAAAUCAUAGCAGGACAAAAGAAGGAGUCUGAGAAUUAAUCAUUCAGAUACAUAAAUAGAGGGUUUAACAAGAUCAACAGUGUUUAUGAUCCAUCACCUACUCGGAAAUGGUAUAAAAGGUGACCUCGGCAAUCAUUGUCCUCGCUGGGACAGUGACAGAGAUAGGAAAGCCACCAUAGUCAGGAUCCUCGCCAGGCAUCAUGGCAAAGCUGCCACUCCUAGUCUCAUCCCCGUUCAAGACGCGCACUGUUCGCAAGCGACCAGUUUCCUCGUCAUCCACAGCCUUUUCCUCGAAUUUGAGGAUCCCCGUGAAGGUUGUAUUCUUCAAUAAACUCUUUGCACUAACAUGGAAUCCCCAGCCGAUCAACAGGAACUUACCGGGCCCUCGAUGAAUAACCAUGCCUGCCCCUGGUCCUGGUUUUCCAAAGACGA